This is a messenger RNA of Miscanthus lutarioriparius, 753 nucleotides long. Lineage: Eukaryota; Viridiplantae; Streptophyta; Magnoliopsida; Poales; Poaceae. The record is from the annotation of a GenBank genome assembly.
AUGGCAGCGCCCUCCGCCGUCGCCGUCGCCGUCGCGGCCGUCAUAGGGGUGCUCGUCCUCCUUUCCGCGGAGGCCUCGGGCGCGCGCCUCCCGGGUCGCGGCGGCGCCGUCCGGGGAGCGGCGCUGCCGCGCGGGGGAGCGCCGGCCACGGCGGUGUUCGCGCUGGGCAGCUUCUGGCGGUCGGAGGCGGCGUUCGGGUGCCUCCCCGGCGUGAUCCGUACCUCCGUUGGCUACGCUGGCGGCUCCAAGGCCAACCCCGAGUACCGCAACCUCGCCGACCACGCCGAGUGCGUCAAGGUUGAGUAUGAUCCCCGGUUGAUUCACUACAGGCAGCUUUUGGAUGUGUUCUGGGCAAGUCAUGACCCACGGGAGGUGUUUGGGCAAGGGCCUGAUGUUGGCAACCAAUAUAGAUCUGUUAUCUUCACUAAUGGAACCAUUGGGGCCAGAUUGGCUGCUCUUAGCAAAGAAAAAGAACAAGCUAAAGAUCGUAGCAGUGUUAUUACCACAGAGAUCCAACCAUUGGGGGUGUUUCAUCCUGCUGAAUCAGAACAUCAGAAAUUUGAACUGAAGCGCAAACCAUUCCUCUUGCAAUUGAUUGGGAAUUUGCCGGAGGAGGAGCUCCUGACAUCAACACUAGCUGCAAAACUGAAUGCAUAUGCCGCUGAGCUCUGUCCUGCGAAUACCCAAAAGAGAAUUAACUCCAAGAUUGAUGAGGUCACAAAGAAAGGAUGGCCCAUCUUAAGGGACAUUUAG